This is a messenger RNA of Esox lucius (northern pike), 5971 nucleotides long. RefSeq names its product zinc finger protein 516. Bases 675 to 3662 code for a protein of 995 amino acids. Gene Ontology annotation, cellular component: nucleus. The record is from RefSeq and is a predicted model, not a curated record. Gene Ontology annotation, biological process: regulation of DNA-templated transcription. Gene Ontology annotation, molecular function: DNA-binding transcription factor activity, RNA polymerase II-specific; RNA polymerase II cis-regulatory region sequence-specific DNA binding. The transcript has 5 exons. Lineage: Eukaryota; Metazoa; Chordata; Actinopteri; Esociformes; Esocidae.
UUAUUUCAACAUCUUAUUCUCCACUGAUGAAAGAGAAUCAAUAAACAUUUGUUUUACAUGUUUAUAUCUACUGAAACUGCUGUCUGUUGGAAGCACAGGGCGGAGCUUCGCUGCUACUUUUUUGUGUUUAUGCUUUUUCGUCUAGAAGCCUAUUGCUUGUAGUCUGUCGAGUACUAAGCCGAUUCUAUUUCAAGGGUAGUGAGUCGAAACGAGAUAUAGAGACCGUGAUUAAACGACCGGACUGAAACUUUGCACUCCCGGCGCAUUGAGCGCAGGAAGAAAUCACGCCUGGAAUCCAUCGGGAGCAGUGUAAACAUUCAUUUGGAGGACUAUCUGACCCGGCUAAAAUAAUUUGAUAACUUUUAACGGAUGUAGGCUACUGUCAUCUGUUUUUCUAGUGAGUUGUUAGGCUACCGGAGGAUAGAACAAAUUCAUUUAGCGGGUGAAAGACAGGGUUUUUCUUUUUUUAGACAAUCUCCGAAGUCUUAAUUAUGAUUCAAAGAAAUUCCACCGAUGACUGUCAGGAUGAGAAGUAAAGCAACCUCCACAGACUAAAUCAUUAAUGGCCAUUGCCGCCAUGAGGACCGAAUGACUUCGGAAAGGCACGGUUCCGUUCGGUUUUCUCCAUUUAGGCAUUUGCAGACACUUGAGCGAACACAGCCCCGGGGCUGAGGAUGGAGUCGGACCCUAAGGUGGAGCGUGAGGAUCAGGGCGAGGCUGACGGUGUCAGAAGUGACACGGAGGAGGAGGCUGAGACUGCCGGCCACGCCUGUGCCCUCUGUGGGCGGAGCUUCCCCCUUCUGAGCUCGCUGUCCCAGCACAUGCGCCGACACACCGGAGAGAAGCCCUACAAGUGCCCCUACUGCGACCACCGGGUGGCCCAGAAGGGCAGCCUGAAGGCUCACAUCCGCAGCCACAAGCUAGGCCUGCUCAGCCAGAGCCUCGGCAAGAGGGAAGGGGAGGAGGGAAGUGGGAGUGAGAAGCGACAACGUGCAGAAGAGGAUCCCGAGCAAGUGGACAGUCCAGCCAGCGAACCGGCCGGCGGCUCCGCAGCCAAGAAGCCCAAAUUCAAUGGCAAAGCCAAAAAGAGGAGCGUGAAGAAGAAAAGCGAUGACGCGGUAAACCGGUGUGACAGGGAGGAACAGCCGCAAACCACGGCUGAGUAUGACUCAACGCUGGAGACGGCCAGGGGAGUGGGCGAAGGGAACGCGGAGGCCGCGGAAGGCUCCUUCCCUUGCGGCUCCUGCAGCCAGGUCUUCCCCCGGGCCCAGCUCUUAAAAGCCCACAUGAAGAAGCACCGCGGCUCCCUGGACCACGGCUGCCGCAUCUGCGGCCGGCGCUUCCGCCAAGCCUGGUUCCUCCAGAGCCACAUGCGGAUCCACAGGACCAAGGCCCAGCUGCGGGGCGGCGGCUGCGGCGAAAGCCCCGGGUCCCAGGCCACCGUCAACGGGGUCCCCCAGGACCCGGCGUCCCUGGCGAAUGACGGCUGUCUCUACGAGCUGUGUGCCGGCUGCGGCAACUUCUUCUAUGACCGCAAGACCCUCCGGCUGCAUGAGAGGGUCCACAAACAGACUCAUACCCCCAGCAAGCAGAGCCACGCCAUCGGCAAGUCGCCGCAGGCCGACCCCGACGGCGGCUCGCAGUCACCCGCUGCCAAGAGGCGAUUCCUGGAAUGCCUGAACCUCAGGGCGGCCGGGGCUAGAGAGGCAGCCACGGAGGGGAGUCUCGGGCGACGGAUCCCCGAGCUGGACCCGGUGUGCAGUUACCAGGCCUGGCAGUUGGUCACGAGAGGGCGCGUGGCGGAGGUGACGGAGAAAGGUUGUAAGGAGACGCUGGCGGGCGACGAGCUGGCGUUGGACCAGGAGAACGGCGAGCACGUGCCGCUGAGACAGGAGAAACGUACGAAGCAGCUGGACUCUUCCCAAAGCAAGAAGAAGAAAGGUCCUCUGGACGCUAUUGUUAAUGGUGGCGGUGGUGAUAUCUCCUAUCAGGAGGGUGACAAGAGAAAUGGCUGCACCCUGUUGAAUGGGCUCAGCCCAGAGACUUUAGAGAUACUGCAGAAAAAGAAGGUGAGAGAAAGUAAUCAGUCCAGCAAACAGUCAACCAAAUCAAACUCUGCUAGUCAGCUCAGCACAGCAAGUCCAGAAGAUUUUCUGUCUGCCUCUUUUAUGAAGACCAAUACUAUCAGACACUCAAGCUAUGGAGAUACCAAGCCAUACGUAUGUGAGCACUGUGACUUCCACACCAGUGACCCCUCAUCCUUCACAUUCCAUAUGCACAAGCAGCACAAGGAUGUCAGGGAUGCACAUCGCCCCCUACUGGAAGACCCAGGCCAUGGCUCUCCCCACACCUCAGGCUACAUGGAAUACCUCCGGCUGAAGAGCACGUCGCUCAGUCGGCCCUACUGGAAUCCCAACGUCGGUCCUCCAGUCCAGGAGAGGGCGGCGUUGAGGGGCCGCUCAGAGAAAUCAAGGAGCUUAAAAGUGAAAGGUCAAUCCUCUCAGGAUGCCGCCGUCAACGUCAACCUCCUCAACCUAUCGGCCCCACCAGAGGGCCAGGAGGAGGACGGCGGCGUGAACCCUGUGGCAGAAUCGUCCGAGGGCGCGCUAGUCAGACACCAGUGUCCGUUUUGUGCCCACACCACCCACUACCCGGAGGUGCUGUGGAUCCACCAGCGGUUAUCCCACAGAGUGGACAGCGGCAGCUCCCUGGCCCCCAAGUGGGCCCCCCACGUCAACGGCUUGAAAUGCCCCAAGGCUGCCGGGCGACGUACGGGUCCCCCGCCCUUUCUGGAAGGCAAGGACUGCCCGGCCCUCCCGGUUCCCCGCGGCCAGCGCACACAACCUCCGUGCUCCCUUGCCACACAACCACCAGCUGGUGGUGCCAAGCGGCCAAAGAUCCACACAGCCACCAAAACGACCAGAGCCCAGUCCAACACCAGCCAGGACAUGGGACUCGGCUCCGCAAGGUCACCUCAGGGUGGCGGGAAGUCCCUCCUACCUCAAAAGAAGAAGUUGAACCGACCGAGCCAUGCGGUGGGAAAUGAGAGCCCCCGGAUUAAAACGGAAGCCCUCCCCAAAACUGCUGCGGCUACCACUCUCGCCUCGGCCAGCGUCCGAGGCUUCUCCCAGCAGUCUAGUGCCCCCAAGUCCAGAAGCCAUCAACGGACGGGUGCAGUAGGGAGCCUCCUUCCGCAAGAAGGCCUCGGCUUUAUUUUGGCCCGGAACCAUGGCAGGGCCGACUACCCACUUCAUAGGACACCAGACAGAACUCACCUUCACCAGCCCCUUCCCCGAGACCCCCCCGCAUCUCCGAAAGGUCACGACCUUUGGUCUGUAAUGAACAUGUUUGGGGGCCCAGGCAGCAGCGGUUACUUGGCACCCACCAAUGUCCUCGGCCAUGGAAAGAAGGAUUCAACUGCUGGGGACUGUAGAGACACGCCGAUGGACAUUGACAUCCUGGGUUUGUUAAAGAACUACAAGCCCCAAGACCUGGCAGCUCUCUACCAGCACUGGGGCUUUGUGGAUCCCAGGCUCGACCAACAAGCAACACUGCAGUAUAACCGCCAUUUUGGAAAUGAAGUCCAUUCUUCUACAGAAGCCUCCAAACAGGCGAGCGGCUGUUCCCCUGCUUCCACCACCUCUCUCAGGAAGGGAACAUGAAGACUUGUAGUCACACGCCUUCAAAACCUGACUUCCUCAAGGCAGACUGCCUUCAGUCCCUCACAGGAACCAAGCCAUGACUACUGGAUCCGUGACUACAGGAGCCGUGACUACAGGAGCCGUGACUACAGGAGCCGUGACUACAGGAGCCAUGACUGCAGGAGCCAUGACUACACUUACUCUUCUUCUGGGCAUCCCGGUUGUCUCCAGGGACACCCUUUGUUUACAUCUAACUUUGUGACUGAACAAGCUGCCAUUACAUGGGGAUGUGACAGGGCGGGAAUGCUUACUUAACAGGGACACAAACACCCAGGCCCUCUGCACUUUAACACAGAAUAUUCCAGGAGCAGUAAACGCAGCGGACCCAGAGAGACCAGGGCAUUUCUGUGUCAGCAGUGACAGUACUUCUCUGGAAGGAAGUAGCGAUGCAGUCAUCUGUAGGCCAUGUCACAUGCUGGGCUUAGGUGGUGAUAUUGACCUGUAGACUGUGUUGUUGUUUAGCUUUUGAUGAUUGAGGUCAGGCUAGGUUAGUGAGAUCCUAAAUCAGUUGUGGGAGUCCAGAAAACAAUGAUGUUUUUUGUGAACUUUUUUGCAAAUCCAUGUCACAUCAAAAAGACUGAGGCUAAGACUGACACUCAAAAUGUAGCCCUCCAGAGAAUUAUUAGGAAAUUGUCAAGCAAUCAGAUUGAUAUAUGUAUUUAUUGUGAAUAUGAAUUUGUGUUAGAGUUUUAGUCUGUUUAAUUUAGCUUUUGUGUCUUUUGUGUUAUUUGAUAACUGUUUCACUUGGUUAGGUCAGCCACCUUCAAGCAAAGUCACAAACCACUUUUAUCCAAAAACAAUGAAGCGCAGGUGUUUGUGACUUCCCAGCCAUAUUCAGCCGCGUCACUGGUUCCCAUCCUAUUCCAUUUUAAGGACCAUCAACAUCACUGUUAAUAGUCCUUAGAACGGAUCGUCAUUCUCUUAGUCUUUUUUUUAUAUAUUUAUAUCUUGCUGCUAAAUUUGAGCAGUAAAUGUUACAUUAUUAUUACGGACAAUUUGCACUAUUAAAAGUAAUGUUAAGUUGAUUAUAAAACCACAAAUCCCUCAACUGUUCUUAUCAAAAAAGAAAAUAAUUAGCGAACCCCCCCCUGUACACAGGACUAUAGGUUAGAUUACAAACCACUAUGCCUGAAUUGGCAUAAAAUAGCACCUAGAUGGAGUAUGUAUGGUCUUUUUGUUUUGCUCUUCUGUUUUAAGUCUGUAGGUCUACUCAAGCUGAUAUCCUAACCUUCAAAGACUGACUUUCUUUCUGAGCUGAAAGCGAUUCCAUCGAUAGGGAGACCCUGCCCAUGUGGAACAACGUCUGAGAUGUUUUUUUUCUUUCUCAGUCCUCAGAAACUGUACUUCAGUAGAAAUGAGCCCAUGUAACUUCUAUCCAGACGGAAUGGAAAAUGAAUCCAAAACAUGUUCAUGGAAAGAAAAACACUAUGUUAUUUACAGAUUUGCAGUGCUUCCUGCAUAUUGCUGGAUCUAUAUGCCACUUUUGAAGUCUGAAAACAGAAAUGGAAGAUUUUUAAAAGAAGUGUAGUUUGACUCGUGUUCAUCAUGAAGGAUUGUAGGCUGGUCUACAAAUUAGGUCAAAACACCUUAUUUGCUUUCUGUUGUAUUUUAUCUGUGUUUUGCUGAAUCACUGGUUAUCUCUCAGUCUUAGAACGGCUUUGCUGUUUUUACAAGUUAUUUUUGCUGUGCGCAGGGAAACAUAGCCAUCAAUGUUAUACAUUACCAAUUGGAAGUCAUUAUUAUGUUACUGUAUCCAUCAGAUUUAUUUUCUAAAUGACAGUACCAUUCUGAUGUCAUUACUAAGUUACAGUAAUAUUCUGAUGUUAUUACUACUUUACUGUACCAAUCUGAUGUCAUUACUAAGUUACUGUACUGAUCUGAUGUCUUUACUACCUUACAGUAUCAAUCUGAGGUCAUUACUAUGUUACAGUACCAGCACCAAUCUGAUGUCAUUACUAUGUUAUAAUACCAAUCUGAUGUCAUUACUACAUUAUUUAUUGAAUGUGACAUCAUAGUUGUCCACCCUAAUCUGUUGUCGUAUCAAAACAAUUGCUGUGCUUUUAUGAAUUGAUGUCAGUUGUAUAGAUUGUAAAACCGUAGACUUUUAUAAUAAGACAAGUGUUUUUCUCAAAAUGCGUCACAAUGAAUAGCAAUGUCCACUAAUGGUAAGUGCUCAGAUUUUCUGUCACUUUUAGGAUUUUAGAUUAUGUAUUUUCAAAGUAUUUAUAUUCAUAAUAUCUGUUAGUACAAAUAAAACUUGAUUGUAUGCG